Arachis duranensis is the source of this 1769-nucleotide messenger RNA. Its product is annotated as actin-related protein 6. The transcript is spliced from 7 exons. NCBI's taxonomy places the organism in Eukaryota, Viridiplantae, Streptophyta, Magnoliopsida, Fabales, Fabaceae. Gene Ontology annotation, cellular component: Swr1 complex. The record is from RefSeq and is a predicted model, not a curated record. Gene Ontology annotation, molecular function: nucleosome binding. The coding region runs from base 184 to 1527 and encodes 447 amino acids.
CCCGACCCAAAUCUCCUUUCUGAUCUUCUCUCUCACAGCAGAGACGUCGCACGAGCAAGCUUGCUUCCAUGGCUGCCACUACCUGACCUCGGUAUCACCUUGAAACGACGCCGUACCGAAGCACAAUCAUGAGAAAGGGACACACAAGCUGGCACUGCACGUGACUUCACCAUAACCACCACCAUGUCCUCCACCAACGUCGUUGUUCUAGACAACGGCGGCGGCCUCAUCAAAGCCGGCUUCGGCGUUGAACACGACCCCGCCGUCAUUCUCCCUAACUGCCUCUACCGCUCCCCCUCCUCCAAAAAAUGGCUUCACCCACACCCUCUUCACACCACAACUACUUCCACCGAUUCCACUGCCGCCGAGCUGGACUUCACCUCCGCCGCCGUCCGGCGCCCAUUGGACCGGGGAUACCUAAUAAACUCCGAUCUCCAACGAGAAAUCUGGUCGCACCUCUUCUCGUCAAUCCUGCGCAUAAACCCAACGCAGUCCUCUCUUCUCGUCACCGAACCCUUGUUCACUCUUCCCUCCAUUCAGCGCUCACUGGACGAGCUCGUCUUCGAAGAUUUCAAUUUUAGGGCACUGUACGUGGCAGAUUCCCCCUCGCUGGUGCACCUGUACGAAGCAAGUCGCAGGCCCGACGGGCUUGUAUCUCGGGCCCAGUGCAGCCUAGUUGUUGAUUGCGGAUUCUCUUUCACGCAUGCUUCGCCUGUGUUUCAGAAUUUCACGCUGAAUUAUGGUGUUAAGAGAAUCGAUUUGGGUGGGAAGGCGCUUACUAAUUACCUGAAGGAGCUUGUUUCGUUUCGGUCUGUUAAUGUGAUGGAGGAGACCUUCCUCAUUGAUGAUGUCAAAGAGAAGCUCUGUUUCGUCUCCCUUGAUGUGCCGCGCGAUCUCCGCCUUGCCAGGGAAAGUGGAAAAGAAAAUCUCUUCAGGUGCACAUAUGUGCUUCCCGAUGGUAUCACAUACACCAAGGGUUUUGUUAAGCAUCCAGAGCGAAUACACAACUAUCUUGCCUUGAAGGAUGGCACUUGUGGCUUUCCUCCUCUUCCAGAGGAAACAAAGGGGAAUAUGAACCGCCCAGAAAUUGCUGAGAUGCCUCAAGACCGAAACAGAAUUGAUCUAUCGAAAAAUGAAUUUGACUUGACAAAUGAACGGUUUCUUGUCCCUGAGAUGAUCUUCCAACCUGCCAAUUUGGGUAUGAAUGAAGCUGGGCUAGCAGAAUGUAUUGUUCGAGCUGUCAAUUCGUGCCAUCCACAUCUCCACCCUGUACUCUAUGAAAGCAUAAUUUUAACCGGUGGAAGCACGCUGUUUCCUCAGUUUUCUGAGAGAUUAGAGAAGGAGCUCCGACCACUAGUUCCCGAUGACUAUCAUGUGAAGAUAACUACUCAAGAAGAUCCUAUACUAGGUGUUUGGCGUGGAGGAUCUCUGUUGGCGUCAAGUCCAGAUUUUGAAGCAAUGUGUGUAACUAAGUCUGAGUAUGAGGAGCUUGGUUCUGUUAGAUGUCGCAAGAGAUUCUUUCAUUAACUUCUGCAUGCCAUAAACUCUAUUGCUCCGAGCUUGUACUAACCCAUAUUUUCACUAUUUAUUAGAGUUCAAUCUACUAGAUGGAUUGUGAGGUGUAUGUAUCUUUUAUUGCAAAACUUGCACUUAACAUGCAGCAUGCUUAGGUAGUUAGUUAGGUAUGUACAGCUUUUAAGUUUAUAACCACUUGGAAAGGAAUCAGUAAUAGCUUUGAGAUUCCAAAGCUAUUUUUUUGGGGGUAAGAA